GCCAAAAUCACAGCUGUAACCUGUCAAAAAAAUGGAGCGAGCGAUGUUAAUCGCUCGCGUCAGUUAACCUUAGAAAAAUGUUUUAUAAGUUAUUAAUUGGGACGUACUAGAUUUAUAAAAAAAAUUUAAAUAUAUUGUGUAAAAAAUGGCAAAUUCAGCUAAUAGAAUCGUCGUCCUGGUCGACAUGGAUUGCUUCUUCUGUCAGGUCGAGACGAAGCUGCAACCACAACACGAAGGAAAACCGCUCGCUGUUGUUCAAUAUAAUCAAUGGGAAAUGGGCGGCAUAAUAGCUGUUAAUUACCAGGCACGAAGUUUUGGAGUAACCAGGCAUAUGAGAGGAAAGGAAGCUAAAGAAAAAUGUCCGGACUUGGUUUUAGUUACCGUUCCAUGUCUUCGUGGAAAAGCAGACACAUCAAGGUAUAGGAAAGCUGGUAGCUCGGUUAUUAAAGUUAUAAAAAAACACUGUAAUGUGAUAGAACGUGCAAGUGUCGAUGAGGCAUAUCUUGAUAUUACAGAUAUUGUUGAUAAAAGAUUAACUGCAACUAAUAUUACUCCAAAGGAACUAAUAUCAUCUCUUGCAAAUACAUAUAUUGUAGGAUAUUCAGAAAUUAAUAAAAAUGAUGAAGAAGAGAGAUCUCAAGGGCUACAGACUUGGAUACUGGACACUUUUAAAGAACUGCAUGAUAUUAAAGCUCAGAAACUUGCCGUAGCUGGUGUAAUAGUAGAAGAAAUAAGGGCUAGCAUAUAUCAAGAAACUGGAUUUAGAUGUUCUGCUGGAAUUUCACAGAAUAAGAUAUUAGCAAAAUUAGCGUGUGGAUUACAUAAGCCGAAUUGCCAAACAAUUUUGCCUGAAACAGCUGUUCCAAGUCUUUACUCUACACUACCGGUAAAAAAAGUUCGAAAUCUUGGUGGAAAAUUUGGCGAUAUUGUGGUCGAAUCUCUUGGUUGCAAUGUUAUGGGAGAUUUAUUGCAAUAUUCUUUAGAACAAUUACAAAAACGAUUUGAUGAAAAAACAGGUUUGUGGCUAUAUAACAUUGCCCGAGGUGUAGACAACGAACCUGUCACUAACAGAUUAUUAUCAAAGUCUAUUGCCGCAUUUAAAAAUUUCCCUGGAAAACAAGCUAUUACCUCAUUAGAAGUGUUAAAGCACUGGGCUGGAGAUUUGGCUGCAGAAGUUUGUGAACGACUUGAACAAGAUUUUGAAGAGAAUCAGCGACGCGCGACGCUACUCACUAUCUUUUAUCAUUACUGUCAGGACAAAAAUAUCGUAUCGCAAACACGUUCGCUCGCUUUGAACUCGUAUAAAUCAGAAAAAGUAGCAAGUCAAUGCGUGGAAGUUAUCACCAAGUCAACACGAUCUCCAGUGGCGUUUAUGGGUAUUUCUGCUAGUAAAUUCGUACCAUCCAAAGAGAGUGGAAGCUUUCUAAAAUUUUUUAAAAAUGUUAAAUCGAAAGAUAAAGAAAGUAACAAGACAGAUUCUGAUAAAUCGGAUAUUAUAAAUUCGCCUAGAGAUGUGAUAAAUUCCUCAUCUAGUUUAGUAAAAGAAGAAAAGUCAUUUACUAAUGUCAACAAAGAAGACUCAUUGUUAAAAAUGGAAGAGAAACAAAUAAUCAAAGAAUCAGUCGCAACGAUUAGCAAACCGAUGAUUAAAACAAAUAAGAGAGUCCUCAAUAAUUCGUUAAAUAUGAGCGCCGAGGAUUCGCCUAUAUCAAAAAGAGUUGUCAAGUUGAUUCAGGUGUGCAAUGAGCGCGAAAAGGCUGAAUCUAAAGCUAAAUGUCUAUCGAAAAUGACGAUAAAUAAAAACGAUUUUCAAGAUUCGUUUUUUAUGAACAUAUACAAGACUAAAAAAAAGGAAUGUUCUGAUAAUAUCGACGAGAAGAUCGAUGCCGAAGAAUUGGAAUACGGGGAACCAUCUAGCGCGGAUGAAACGGAUGCAAAUAACGAGAACAAUUAUAAUCCUAAUUUAUGCGUACAAGAGGACGCUCACGAAAAACCUUCCACGAGUCGCAUGUAUACCUAUGUAAGCAACAAUAAAGAGUCUUCAGAGAACAACGAAGGAACUUCCGCGCAAGAUCCCUUGAUACGAUUGCGAGAAAUAUUUCCAAAUUUGGAUGAUAUAGAUCCCGAUAUUCUAUCACUGUUGCCGGCCGAUUUGCAGGAAGAAGCAAGAUUACAUACGGAAUCGCGAAGCAAGAAACAAGAGAGCGUUAAGGCGGUUACAGAUUUACCCAAGACGAAGAGAGGAAGACCCGCCAAGUCCAAAAUCGCCAGCAAGAGUGGCAAGAGUCCUUUGUACAAUUUUCUAAUCAAAACCGAUUCGAACGAGAACGACGUGCCACUGGAACGAUGCGCCGAGUGCGAUCAGAUGAUACCUAUAACGAAGUUUUGCGAACACGUGGACUUUCACGUAGCGCAAAAUUUGUAUCGCGAGAUUAACAAGCCUGUGUCGAGCGAGAUGGGUGUAAAAAGGAAACUCGGGAACGCUGAAGCUGAUGUUACUUUCGUGAAACGUCCAACGUCGAGCGAUAAUCACGAAACUACACCAAUAACUACAUUUCUCUCAUAGCUACAUCACUUAUAAAACAAAUAUAUUUUAUCAAUAUUUGUUCUCUCGUCAUGUAUUAUGUGCCUAUAACGUAUAGAUCAUUGAAAAAUUUGUAAGAGAAAAAAGGAUUUUUAAUAUGUAUAUAUUUUGUAUGUU
Molecule: messenger RNA, 2701 nt
Organism: Nylanderia fulva
Lineage: Eukaryota; Metazoa; Arthropoda; Insecta; Hymenoptera; Formicidae
Gene: DNApol-eta
Product: DNA polymerase eta
Biological process (GO): error-prone translesion synthesis; response to radiation
Cellular component (GO): replication fork; site of double-strand break; nucleus
Molecular function (GO): damaged DNA binding; DNA-directed DNA polymerase activity
Source: RefSeq, a predicted model, not a curated record